Messenger RNA from Coffea eugenioides, 1473 nucleotides. Its product is annotated as protein SGT1 homolog. Gene Ontology annotation, molecular function: protein-folding chaperone binding. Gene Ontology annotation, cellular component: nucleus; cytoplasm. Lineage: Eukaryota; Viridiplantae; Streptophyta; Magnoliopsida; Gentianales; Rubiaceae. The record is from RefSeq and is a predicted model, not a curated record. Bases 191 to 1282 code for a protein of 363 amino acids. The transcript is spliced from 10 exons. Gene Ontology annotation, biological process: protein stabilization; defense response to fungus.
CAUCGGCGGUAUCUUGGUAGCGGUAGCAUAAGUAUUUUUAUUAGUGAUUGAAGUCAAGCAUCGGCGGUGUUCCAGUAGAGUGAUAAAGCCCUGUGCGCUUUCCCCUUUCUAGAGCCUUCUAUUUUUAUCUAUUUGCGAGAUUGUUCCUGUCCUAUCCUGUCCUGCUCUGCUCUGUUCUGAGAAGCGAACCAUGGCAUCGUCGGAUCUGGAGACCAGGGCUAAAGAAGCCUUCAUCGACGACCACUUCGAGCUGGCCGUUGACCUCUAUUCUCAAGCCAUCUCCGUUAGCCCUACGAACGCUGAGCUCUUUGCUGAUCGCGCUCAAGCCAACAUCAAACUCAACAACUUCACCGAAGCUGUUGCUGAUGCGAACAAGGCCAUUGAAUUGGAUCCUUCCAUGCCCAAAGCAUAUUUCCGGAAAGGUCUCGCCUGCAUCAAGCUUGAGGAAUACCAGACUGCCAAGACAGCUUUGGAAGUGGGUGCUUCUUUAGCACCUGGUGACUCAAGAUUCAAUAAUUUGAUUAAAGAAUGUGACCAGCGCAUUGCAGAGGAAAAUGGAGUGUUGCCAAACAAAUCGCCGGAGGCCCCAAUAGUUGUUGAUACAACUGCUGCAAUUCCGAAGGUUGCUGAGCCAGCCAUCAGUAUAUCCAACCAGACUACUAGUUUGUCAUCUGCCAAGUCAAAAUACAGGCAUGAAUAUUAUCAAAAACCAGAGCAAGUUGUUGUAACUAUAUUUGCAAAGGGUAUACCAGCAAAAAAUGUUACAGUGGACUUUGGUGAACAAAUACUUAGUGUUACUAUUGAUGUGCCUGGUGAAGAUACAUAUACUUUUCAACCACGAUUGUUUGGAAAGAUCAUUCCUGCAAAUUGCAGAUAUGAAGUUCUGUCCACAAAAAUUGAAAUCUGCCUUGCAAAAGCUGAAGCUAUACACUGGGCGUCUCUCGAGUAUAGCAGGGAUAAUGUGGCUUUGCAGAGGAUAAAUGUUUCAUCAGGUAGUCAAAGACCCACUUACCCAUCCUCGAGAGCAACAAAAGAUUGGGAUAAGCUUGAGGCUCAAAUGAAAAAGGAGGAAAAAGAUGAAAAACUAGAUGGUGAUGCAGCUCUUAACAAAUUUUUCAGAGACAUAUACAAAGAUGCUGAUGAGGACACUAGAAGAGCCAUGAUGAAAUCUUUUGUUGAGUCAAAUGGGACAGUUUUAUCAACGAACUGGAAAGAAGUUGGUGCAAAGAAGGUUGAAGGAAGCCCUCCAGAUGGCAUGGAGAUGAAAAAAUGGGAAUAUUGAUUUUCUUGGUGUUUUGUGACAUAUUUCUGUCUUUUCCUAGUUCAAAUGCUUUGGUGUUCAGGACUUCUAAUUUUGGUCCAGUCUGAAUGAGUGUUUUUAUUUCUCGUCUUCUGUUCCCCGCUGUGAUGACUCUGACUUUAACUUGCAAAUAUAAAUUGAGCGAUGGUGUUUGUGAAAAUUUUGUUCUUUUU